This is a messenger RNA of Xenopus tropicalis (tropical clawed frog), 3294 nucleotides long. RefSeq names its product glycerol-3-phosphate dehydrogenase 2 (gene gpd2). The record is from RefSeq and is marked provisional. Gene Ontology annotation, cellular component: mitochondrion; mitochondrial inner membrane. Gene Ontology annotation, biological process: glycerol-3-phosphate metabolic process; glycerol-3-phosphate shuttle. NCBI's taxonomy places the organism in Eukaryota, Metazoa, Chordata, Amphibia, Anura, Pipidae. Gene Ontology annotation, molecular function: glycerol-3-phosphate dehydrogenase (quinone) activity; calcium ion binding.
GAUGAGCAGGUGUUCGGCCGGGGUUGGUGGCUGUUCGGCUGUGUCUGUUCCCUGCUGAUACCGGGGAUAGGUGGCUGUGUGACUGCAAGCAAGGGGCCCUGGGAAGAAUCUGCUUAUUUAUCUUUUAAUCGACUAUAAAGAAUGGCUUUUCGGAAUGUGGUUAGAGGAACGCUGUUAAUUGGCGGAGGUGCUGUAGCUACAGUUUUCGGGCUGUCCCAUUUAACAGACAAGAGGAAGGCAAGCAUAACUUCUGUGGAAGCCGCUGAACUCAUUAAGUCAUCCACCCAAAAUGAGCUGCCCUCGAGGGAGGCCCAGCUGCUGACACUACAGAAAACAAAAGAAUUUGAUGUGUUGGUCAUUGGUGGAGGAGCCACCGGCUGCGGAUGUGCAUUGGAUGCAGUCAGUAGAGGCCUAAAGACUGCCCUUGUGGAAAGAGAUGACUUCUCCUCGGGGACAAGCAGUAGAAGCACUAAACUGAUACAUGGCGGCGUCCGAUAUUUGCAGAAAGCCAUAAUGAACUUCGAUAUUGAGCAGUAUAAACUUGUUAAAGAAGCUCUCCAUGAACGUGCCAACCUUCUAGAAAUCGCACCUCAUUUGUCCGCACCUUUACCCAUAAUGCUGCCUGUUUACAAAUGGUGGCAGUUGCCUUACUACUGGGUCGGAAUAAAGGCCUAUGAUCUUGUGGCCGGCAGCCAGUGCCUGAGGAGCAGCUACAUCCUGAGCAAGUCUAAAGCCUUGGAGCUCUUCCCCAUGCUGCAGAAAGAUAAACUGGUCGGGGCAAUUGUCUAUUAUGAUGGACAACACAACGACGCACGGAUGAACCUCGCCAUCGCCCUCACUGCUGCCAGGUAUGGCGCUGCCACAGCCAAUUACACUGAAGUGGUACGCUUGCUGAGGAGGACAGAUCCGGAGAGCGGCAAGGAGCGCGUCUGCGGUGCACGCUGCAGAGAUGUUCUAACAGGGCAAGAAUUUGACGUCAGAGCAAAAUGCGUCAUCAACGCUACCGGGCCUUUCACCGACUCUGUGCGCAGAAUGGACAAUCAGGAGGUCAAAAACAUCUGUCAGCCCAGUGCUGGCGUGCAUAUUGUGAUGCCCGGAUACUACAGUCCAGACAACAUGGGACUACUUGAUCCAGCCACUAGCGACGGUCGGGUGAUUUUCUUUCUACCGUGGGAGAAGAUGACCAUUGCCGGAACAACCGACACCCCAACAGAGGUCACCCACCACCCCAUUCCAACAGAAGACGAUAUCAAUUUUAUAUUAACAGAAGUGCGCAACUACCUUAGCAGCGACGUGGAAGUACGAAGAGGAGAUGUUCUUGCAGCCUGGAGCGGCAUUCGUCCCUUGGUCACAAAUCCCAAUUCCAAAGACACGCAGUCAAUAUCCCGUAACCAUGUUGUCGACGUUGGUGAGAGUGGUCUUGUCACAAUAGCAGGUGGGAAGUGGACCACUUAUCGCUCAAUGGCAGAAGACACAUUGGACGCAGCAAUAAAAGCGCACAAUUUGAAAGCAGGGCCAUGCAGAACCGUGGGGCUUUUCCUCGAAGGGGGGAAGGAUUGGUCCCCCACCCUUUAUAUCCGUCUUGUUCAAGACUAUGGGCUUGAAAGUGAGGUGGCUCAGCAUCUUGCCGCUACCUACGGAGACCAGGCCUUCGAGGUGGCCAAAUUGGCCAAAGUCACAGGGAAGAGAUGGCCGAUUGUUGGGAAGCGGCUUGUGUCGGAAUUUCCCUACAUUGAAGCUGAGAUUAAAUACGCACUAAGAGAAUACGCCUGUACAGCAGUCGAUGUCAUUUCCCGCCGCACUCGCCUAGGGUUUCUCAAUGUCCAGGCUGCUGAAGAAGCCUUACCACGAAUAGUAGAUAUCAUGGCCAAAGAGCUUAACUGGAAGGAGCAAAAGAAAAAGGAAGAAUUGGAAGCAGCAAAGAAUUUUUUGUAUUAUGAAAUGGGAUACAAAUCUCGAUCUGAGCAACUAACGGACCGAUCUGAAAUUAAUCUGUCACCCUCUGACGUGGACAGGUAUACAAAGAGAUUUCAUAAGUUUGAUAAGGACAAGAAGGGAUUUAUCACCAUACUGGACGUUCAGCGUGUUCUGGAGAAUGUUAACGUUCAGAUGGACGCCAACAAUCUGCACGAGAUCCUGAAUGAAGUUGAUCUGAAUAAGAACGGGCAAGUGGAGCUCAAUGAGUUCUUGCAGCUUAUGAGCGCCAUUCAGAAAGGCUUCGUGUCAAGCAGCCGCCUGGCAAUUCUCAUGAAGAGCGCAGAAGAGAACCUGGAUCAAAGAGACCCUAUUCCCGUGCAUCGCAGCGGUGGCGGAGUGUGAGUCUUAUGGGAAUUGGACGCUCGUGGCUGCUUCUGUAUGCUGGAGACCAUUCCAAAGCUGCUUUUUUUUUUUGUUGUGUACACAUGCAGAUUUGGCACCCAGUGUGACAUUGCAAAUAUUUAUAUUUUUUCAAGUAUUCUUUUCCAUGUUAGCAUUUUUACUCUCAGGUGUUUCCAAUACACAGUAAUCCCUAAACUCUCUUUUAUAUAGAUAUAAAAGUGUUGGAGAUGCCUUCAGCUCUAUGUAUGAAGGGGUAUGUAACUUCCCCCCUGUUUUUGAGCUAAUUCAGUGUCUUAACUUUUUGUCUUGGUUUUCAGUUUGAUAAAUUUAAUGAAUGGAGUUUCUCAAUGCAAAGGAAUAUUUUAAAGUUCAUUUAAUAGGGAGAAGAAGCUAGUGUUUAAACAUUAAACUUUUUACAAGUUUGCCUUUUGUUAAAACUGAGAGGUUUCAGUAGGAAACGAUGUUACGGCAAAAAGGUAAUAUCCUAGGCUAGUUCUGAUACCAUUAAAGCCACUAUGCUGGAGUUUUCAUGGGAAAUGUUCAUUUCUAGAACCUAAGUUGGGAACAGCCACAAACAUCACAGGGCCCAUGUACAUCUGCAAUGCAUUUGCCUACCCUGCACUCAGUUGGGUAGAAUUGCAUUAAAAUGUGCUCCUUGCACUUACAUAUAUAUUGGCAGUUGGUGCCAAAAUUGAGCGCUGCUGAGCAGGGAACAUGGUUCUCUCAGCUCCCAUGUAAAUCAGCACAGUUCAGUUGCUUCAAAAGAAUAUGGCAAACAAGUCACUUGCGCUGAAAUGACGCCAGCGAACCCUUGAAAUUAAGCCUGGAAGACUUCAGAAAUAGUGAUGAGCAAAUUUUUUCGCCAGGCAUGGAUACGCAGCGAAUUUCCGCAUUUUGCCAUUGGCGAAUUGUUUUGCAAAACUUCUGUGAAAAUUCGGCGCACGGAAUUUUUUUUUGUCGCACGUCAAAUUGGGA